Messenger RNA from Cylicocyclus nassatus, 306 nucleotides. Lineage: Eukaryota; Metazoa; Nematoda; Chromadorea; Rhabditida; Strongylidae. The record is from the annotation of a GenBank genome assembly.
AGAUUAUAUCAGCAAUGUGGAUUUUGAAGGGGCUCGUUCUUGCAAUUUUACUCGCAUCUGCGUCGACAACGCCGCCCAAGGAGGUUGAGAAAAGUCAUGGAGAACAUCAUCACGGAAGUCAUGGAGAACAACAUCACGGAAGUCAUGGAGAACAACAUCACGGAAGUCAUGGAGAACAACAUCAUGGAAAAUUCCAUUUCCGCCACGGGAAUCGCACAAUCCACCGCGAGUUUGCAAUAGGUACUGACAAACUUCUGCCUUCUGCCAAACUUCCAAAGUGAAAGCUUUGCAAAAUUUUCUCGCAAA